This is a messenger RNA of Symphalangus syndactylus (siamang), 3353 nucleotides long. It is a transcript of the gene INTS14, whose product is annotated as integrator complex subunit 14. Gene Ontology annotation, cellular component: integrator complex. The record is from RefSeq and is a predicted model, not a curated record. Gene Ontology annotation, biological process: snRNA 3'-end processing. NCBI's taxonomy places the organism in Eukaryota, Metazoa, Chordata, Mammalia, Primates, Hylobatidae.
UUUAUGCAGACGGACUGUGUCCGGCGAUGGGCACGGGGUGAGUGGGGAGGCCGAGGGCCCGGGGCUGCCUUUCGUUGCUUGUUGGGGUUACAGGUGAAGGCGUUAGGGGUGAAGAACAACCCAGGGCCAGCGCUUGGCCUUCCCGCCACCGUGGCGGCCGCCCCGCGCCGUCUGUGAGGCGCCAGUUCCGGGGUGCUGCUCCCGGCCUCCCCUCGCUCUGAGGCUCGGGGUCCCCAGCUCCGCGUCAGCUGCACGAUUUCGCCCUCUGCUCAGCCCCCCUCUGUCCCCUCUUUCCAAGAGAGACUUCCAGAUCCCACAUUUUCUUGGCUGAUUUUUCAGUUGAAGCACAGGCCAGGCGCGGUGGCUCACGCUUGUAAUCCCAGCACUUUGGGAGGCCGAGGCGGGCGGAUCACGAGGUCAGGAGAUCGAGACCACGGUGAAACCCUGUCUCUACUAAAAAAAAAAAAAAAAAAAAAAUACACAGUUGAAGCACCAUUGGCCAGUUUAUGUACAGUGAAUACUACUGAGGCUAACGUUUAUUACUUUUGUUAUGCGUAAUGAUUUCCAAUUUGUCCAAUUUGGUUUAUGACUUUACUAGUCCUUUCAUUUUUAUAUUUGUCAUUCAUUUUACUAAAACAAGAGCACCAACCAACAAAAUAAUUAAACACAUGCACUAAUACUGCAAAAAGGUUGUGACAGUGCCAUAAAACAAUGGUUGGUUGUCAAAUAGCACCACCAUAUGACAACUAGAAAUGUUCUUCAGUAAAUUAAGUGUUAGGAGAUGUAGGAGUUUAUUAAGUUGCAUAAAAGUCGAAUGUGUGAAAGUCAAGGGCUACCUGAAUUUAGCAGGGCUUUUUUUUUUUUCCAAUUGAUAUAUUUAGGUGGUCCUUUAUUUAUGGUCACUUAAUGGGUGAUUCUAAGAGUGGUCCUUACAAUGAACUAAGCUGCUCACUUCCCUCUCACUGAGUUCUCUACAGAUUAUUCCUCACCUCAACUUGAAUGGUGUUUGCCUCUGCUAACUUCUGGGAAGUUAGUUAAAGUUAUGGUGAAAAAUAUUCUUUUCUCUCUAUGACAUGUAAGACCUUAUUUAUUUUCUACAGCAUUUCUCUGUUUAUAGCUGUCUGUUUGCAUUCUGAUUGGGAACACUGGGAUCAUUUUCAUCAUGCCGACAGUGGUGGUAAUGGAUGUAUCCCUUUCCAUGACCCGACCUGUGUCUAUUGAGGGGUCCGAGGAAUACCAGCGUAAGCACCUAGCAGCCCAUGGUUUAACGAUGCUGUUUGAGCACAUGGCCACAAAUUACAAGCUUGAAUUUACAGCACUUGUGGUUUUUUCAUCACUUUGGGAGUUGAUGGUCCCCUUCACGAGAGAUUAUAAUACCCUACAGGAAGCACUAAGUAAUAUGGAUGAUUAUGACAAAACCUGCUUGGAGUCUGCAUUAGUUGGUGUUUGCAAUAUCGUUCAGCAAGAAUGGGGUGGUGCAAUUCCUUGCCAGGUUGUCCUGGUGACAGACGGCUGUCUUGGCAUUGGUAGAGGAUCACUACGACAUUCCCUAGCCACUCAAAAUCAACGAAGUGAGAGCAACAGGUUUCCACUACCUUUUCCUUUCCCAUCUAAGUUAUAUAUCAUGUGCAUGGCGAAUUUGGAGGAGCUCCAGAGCACCGAUUCCUUGGAAUGCCUUGAACGUCUCAUAGAUUUAAACAAUGGUGAAGGGCAGAUUUUUACUAUUGAUGGCCCCCUGUGCUUGAAGAAUGUCCAGUCUAUGUUUGGAAAACUGAUAGAUCUGGCAUAUACGCCUUUCCAUGCUGUUCUCAAGUGUGGCCACCUAACUGCUGAUGUACAAGUCUUCCCCAGGCCAGAACCUUUUGUUGUAGAUGAAGAAAUUGAUCCUAUCCCUAAAGUCAUUAACACAGAUUUGGAAAUAGUGGGAUUUAUUGAUAUAGCUGAUAUUUCAAGUCCCCCAGUUCUGUCCAGACAUCUGGUCUUACCUAUAGCACUUAACAAAGAAGGUGAUGAGGUGGGUACUGGCAUCACUGAUGACAAUGAAGAUGAAAAUUCAGCCAAUCAGAUUGCAGGCAAAAUACCCAACUUUUGUGUCCUGCUCCAUGGUAGCCUAAAAGUGGAAGGAAUGGUAGCGAUUGUUCAAUUAGGUCCUGAAUGGCAUGGAAUGCUCUACUCCCAAGCUGACAGCAAGAAGAAAUCAAACCUCAUGAUGUCUCUCUUUGAGCCUGGCCCAGAACCUCUCCCAUGGCUAGGGAAAAUGGCACAGUUGGGUCCUAUUUCAGAUGCUAAAGAAAACCCUUAUGGCGAGGAUGACAAUAAGAGCCCAUUCCCCCUGCAGCCCAAAAACAAACGCAGUUAUGCCCAGAAUGUGACUGUCUGGAUCAAACCCAGCGGCCUGCAGACAGAUGUACAGAAGAUUUUAAGAAAUGCAAGGAAACUACCUGAAAAAACACAGACAUUCUAUAAGGAGCUGAACCGUUUGCGAAAGGCCGCUCUAGCCUUUGGUUUCCUGGACCUGCUGAAAGGGGUGGCUGACAUGCUGGAAAGGGAAUGCACACUGCUGCCUGACACAGCCCACCCUGAUGCUGCAUUCCAGCUGACCCAUGCUGCCCAACAGCUCAAGCUGGCCAGUACCGGCACCUCUGAGUACGCCGCUUAUGACCAGAACAUCACACCUUUGCACACGGACUUCUCUGGGAGCAGCACUGAAAGAAUUUGAAACUGACUUUUGGAGCUUUCCUUCUUUUUUCAUUUCAACUGAAAAUGAUUUAGGUAAAAACCUUUCCAGUAUGUUCACCUCUAGAAUAGCCACCCAAAGACCUUCCUGAGGCUGCCUCAGAAGCACCACUUGCUGUUUUGAAUGACUCUACUAGUAUGAGAAGGAUGUGAAGGUGGUUGGCUGGUUGGGCUUUAACUUCCUGGGAUUCAUAAUUUUUAAGCUUAGAAGAUAGCUGCUGUUCCCAUGAUGGGCACAUUUCCUGAGAAGCUUGAAUGACUGAUGAGCAUAGAACACCCCUGCCUUCCUCAAGAAACCUGACCGGCAAGGGCUCUCUGGCUUCCUGAAAGCUUCGCCUCUUCUCUCGUUUAUAUCUCAACUGUAAGGGCAUUUUCAAGCUUCUGUUCAUGGAAUGAGCAACUCAGACUUUCUGGAGCUUGCUGACACUAAGUGCUGAAACACCACCACUAAGUUUCAGAACUUUACUUAGAACUUGGGCAAAAUGUGGUAACUCUUAGGUGCUUUUGGUAUCUCUUGAGAUUCUAACUUUUAAAGAGCAACCAUUAAUGUGUAAAAUGAGUCCUAUUUCUUCAAGGUUUUUUUUUAAUGAAAAUAAAAUAUUUGAUUUUCUAGAAAA